This is a messenger RNA of Ochlerotatus camptorhynchus, 1227 nucleotides long. RefSeq lists its product as uncharacterized. The record is from RefSeq and is a predicted model, not a curated record. The transcript has a single exon. The coding region runs from base 1 to 1227 and encodes 408 amino acids. Lineage: Eukaryota; Metazoa; Arthropoda; Insecta; Diptera; Culicidae.
AUGAAAAAGCGCACAGUCAAUCUACCAACGAUUGCCAUCAAUUCCGCAUCGUGGAACAUACCAAAGGUUCCACUGGCCGAUCCAACCUUCAACGUUCCAGGCAUGAUCGAUAUUAUCAUCGGUGGAGAGUGUUAUCAUGAGAUGCACACUGGUAACCGCCUGUCACUCGGUGACGGUUUACCUUUCCUAAUCGACACCCUUUUUGGAUGGACAGUAUCUGGAAAAACUGCCAUCAAUUCCGCUGUUUCUACACCCGCCUGUUACUUAUCGACUGUCGAUCGAUCCCUCGAAACAACGCUUCAAAGAUUCUGGGAGCUCGAAGUUGUCGAUCAUGGGCUGGCGUAUUCCACUGAAGAAAAGCAAUGUGAAGAAAUCUAUCCCAACACUACUACCCGAACUCACUCCGGAAGGUACGUCGUACGCCUUCCUCGGUCCGAAGAUCCGCAAUUCACCCGUCGUUUCAACAGUCUCGAGCGACGCCUAGAGCAAGAUUCCGCCUUAAAGCAAACCUACCACGAGUUUAUCGACGAAUAUCUUCGCCUUGGCCAUAUGCGGAAACUCACUAUUGUUGACGACGAUUUGCCACACUGUUACCUACCACACCACCCGGUGUUCAAGCAGAGUAGUACCACCACCAAGGUCCGUGUGGUGUUCGACGCCUCCUGCAAGACCUCUUCCGCGGUAUCACUGAACGACACGCUUCUCGUCGGUCCAGUAGUACAACAGCAUCUAGUCAACAUUACCAUUCGCUUGCGCUUCCAUGCUAUCGCCUUUGUUGCCGACGUGGAAAAGAUGUAUCGACAAGUUCUUCACUAUCCCAUUGAUCAGCAAUUGUUGCGCAUCCUGUUUCGUCGUAAUCCAUGGGAUCCACUCAACACAUAUGGACUCCUCACGGUCACGUACGGUACCGCAUCAGCUCCAUACUUGGCAACUCGAACCCUGCUACAGUUGGCCAAAGACGAAGGAGACAAGUAUCCGGAAGCCGUUCAACCUGUCAUCGAAGAUUUUUAUGUUGAUGACCUUCUCUCCGGUGCAGACAACCUGGAUACUGCUAUCGAAAAACGUCGCCAAAUCACGAAUAUGCUUGCAUCAGCUGGAUUCCCAUUGAGGAAGUGGGCGUCCAACGUUCCGGAAGCUUUAACUGGAAUACCACUCGAAGACUUGGCAAUCCAACCCCUCUUCGAUUUGCAAGAUGACCAAUCAGUGUCCACGCUUGGACUUGUUUGA